GACAGCAAAGAGUGCUGCAUUUAUCUAGGAAUCUGAACCAAAGCAACCACACCAACACAGAGCAAGCAGAACAAAGAAGAGGAUAAGAAGUGAGAUGAACUGAGACAAAAACAAAGAGGAGGGAGAGAAAACAUCAUGGACAAGGCCAACAUUGUAAAGAUCUAAACAGAAAAGAGAAAUUACCUCUUGAACUAAAGGGGGGCCCCUCUUGGACAUAACGAGAAGUGGAGAAUAAGUUUGGGAUUUGUCAACAACAAGUGGUCCUACCAUCUGGCAACAAGGUUGGAUCACCAAUCUGAAGCCUCAAACAAAAACAGUUUCCCAUGGUUCCUUCCAGCUCUCUUAGUAUGCUGUCUCUGCUGUCACUGAUUGUGGCAGCUCUGCUGUCCUCGGAUGCAUCUCCAGCCUGUUUACAUCCACCCUGCAGGGACAAUCUAGUGGCUGCACCCAUCCCUCCAGCAACAGGGGCAGGAGGGAGUGCCCCGUCCUGUGAGGGUCAAACUGGGACAAGUACAUGUAGUCUUGGGGUUUCUCUUCCAGCCAUCUCAGAGGUUCAACGUAGGCUGGAGCACAGACAGGAUUCCCCACAGGCUCAGUACAAGCCUGGAGGUGUAAAAGAGCGCCUGGUUCAGCUACAGCGCUGCAUGCGCUCUCUGCAGGAAUCAGGAGGCUCCUGGAGUCAUGGGGGCCAGGAGAGCAACUCUUUGGGGGGCAUCCUGGCUUUGACGGCAGCCGUGCUGACAGAGUGUGACCUCCACUGUCACAGCCAAACCCUCAAAGCGAUGGCUAAGCGACUGGAAAGUGCAGCAGUAGGCAGAGAGGGGGAAAAGGACCUGCUGCUCUUCCUGAAGAGCAUCACACAAUAUCCACCCACAGUUGCCCCCAUGGAGAGGUUACAUCCUCAAGAUUGUGCAGAGAUUUACAGACUUGGGAUCAAAGAGAAUGGAAUCUAUACCAUCCAACCUGAUCUGAAUGGGCCAACUUUGGAGGCCAAAUGUGACAUGGAGACGGCGGGUGGCGGGUGGACAGUAAUCCAGCUUCGGCAGGAUGGCUCAGUGGAUUUCAACAGGACAUGGCAGGAAUACCGAGAUGGCUUUGGUGAUCUACAGGGAGAGCACUGGCUGGGUAAUGCAGUGCUGCAUGCCCUUACCUCCAAUGGUCAACACCAGCUCCACAUUGAGUUGGAGGACUGGCAUCAGCAAAAGCGCCAGGCAACUUACAACAACUUCAAAGUGGCCUCAGAGACACAGAGGUAUCGCCUGACGGCCAGGGAGUACUCCGGGGAUGCAGGCAAUGCAUUAAGCUACAGCAAACGAUACAACCAUGAUGGCAGAUCCUUUAGCACCGCUGACAGAGACAACGACAGAUACGCCUCUGGAAACUGUGGUCAGUACUACGGCGCAGGCUGGUGGUUUGAUGCUUGCCUGGCAGCUAACCUGAAUGGACGGUAUCAUCAUGGCCGCUACACUGGGGUGACCAGCGGUAUCUACUGGGGGACAUGGUACAUCCUGACAGAUGGACGAACUGGAGAACGCUAUUCCUUCAAGAGGGUCGAGAUGAAGACAAGACCUAAGAACUUUUUGGAAGAAACUAAAAUAUGAUAAUUAGCUAAAUUUAUACUGUGAUAUUCCAGAUGGAUAUAUAUUUUGAGUAGAGGUA
Molecule: messenger RNA, 1659 nt
Organism: Menidia menidia (Atlantic silverside)
Lineage: Eukaryota; Metazoa; Chordata; Actinopteri; Atheriniformes; Atherinopsidae
Source: the annotation of a GenBank genome assembly